CGCGCACCGUCACUUCCAAUCAACGUCUUUCAUCAAUAGGUCAUAAAACCCCUCAAUCUUCUACACCAUUCGUAUACAAUAUUCUUGCAAGCGCUAUUAGAAAGAUUUCUUCAGCUAUCUGCUAUCCACUUAUGAGACGAAACAAGAACACGAUAGCCAGUAAGCUCCGUUGCCUAUAAUGGAAUUCCGAAUAAUGGAGUUGCCUACAAUGGAUGGAUAUGUCAGCAGCGGAAGCAGCCUACAUCCGCCUACUAAAAAUGUAUCCAAAGAGAUUACAGAGGUUGAUAAAGCUGGUCAGAUCCAACGACGAUGGAGGCACAAACAUAACGGUGUACCUAUUGAGGUCCCUCUACCAAACAGAUCCAACGGCUUCUUCUCACGAUCUAUCCGCGAUUGGAGAAAAGCCGUAGUUGAUUCCUUCCUCCCCGUCGGGUUUCCCCAUUCCGUAUCUGAAGACUACCUCAGAUACCAAACCUUUGACUCGCUCCAAGCGUUCUUCUCGACGAUUUCGUCGCUGCUCGCCAGCCGAGCGCUACUCCAAGGGUUAGGCGUGGGAGACGCAUCAUCUUCAGCAACGUUUGCAAUUAUCCUCACUGUCAUGCAAGAUGCCAUGUCCCGCAUUACAACUAUUGUCUUUGCCCACAGCUUUGGUUUACACAUCGAGCCAGAGGCCAAGAGGUUUCGCUUCCUUGCGGAUCUGUUCAACGACUCUGCAUUCUUCCUCGAGCUUUACAGCCCAUACCUCAGCUCCGAAGGCAAAGUCAUUACUCUCAGCAUCAGCCAAGCGCUGCGAGCACUCUGUGGUGUAUCUGCUGGUGCUUCCAAGGCAGCUUUGAGCGUACAUUUCGCGAGAUCUGAUAACUUGGCCGAGUUGAACGCCAAAGAGGCCAGUCAGGAGACAGCCGUUGGGCUUGUUGGGCUGCUAGUAGGCACUCUGGUUGUGAAGACUGUUGAAGAUCACACAAGCGUUGUCUGUCUUAUGGUUCUCUUGGUAUUUGCCCACCUGUGGAUGAACUACCUUGCCGUUCGUGCUGUCGGAAUGAACAUCUUGAAUAGGCAGCGAGCUACCAUUCUGUUCCACGAAUACCUCAGAACCCAGAAAAUCCUGACCCCAUCGCAGGUAGCCAAACGGGAGAGCAUUCUCUUCUGGUCCCCCGUUGUUCCUAAUAAAUUGGGCCAGCCUGUUGCCAAAAUCGAAAUUGCCAAAAGCUACAAGAGUGCCAUGGCAAAUGGCACAUACCGCAUCGAUGCCAUCCCAGAGAAAGCCUACAAUACCAUCAUCUGCGAUCGACCCAACAGCCAGAUCCGCCCUAUUCGCAUUCUGCUCUACCAUGGGAUAAGUUCACAGGAAAUAAUUGGGGCGUGGCUCAAGGCCGUGGAUAUCGCCUGGGAAAUGGACAAGACGAGAGGCUUUGACGAGGCUCUUGGUGAUCUGUUCUAUGAAACGACAGAUCGCUCCUACAACUUCCGACGCCUGCAUCUGUCUUUUUGGAAUGCUGUGACCCGUGCCGGGUGGGAUCUAAAGUCACAAGCUGUAGAGACGGGUGCACCUGUUCGCUUCCUCAUCAAAGACGCCAAAAAGGACAUGUAAAAGAACAAAACUGAGUAUCACAAUAUGAUGGUUCAUGCAUUUGAAAAAGUUCAGGGGAGAUGUUUUACACGGACUAGUACGUCCAUCAAACGAGUCUAGCUAUACCAAUAAAAUGUACAAAUAUUUUACCAAAGAGAAAAACGAAACGCCUCUAUAAAUGCCCAUACACAUCGUUUUGUCAUCCUCUAAGCCAUGCCAAUCCAGCGCAUUGCGCGCAUCUUGACGCCUUCCAAAGUAUUCAACUUGGGUCUGACAUCCAAAUAAAAGCUCGGUGCAACGUUUCCAUCGGGUCGCCCAGCAUAAAAGUCAAUAACGUAGUCGACGCGCGUACCGCAGCGGUCAAUGAUCCAGUCGUGGCGGUCAAACGGCGCAGUAUAGCCAAGGAGAGUAUUAAAUCGUGCUGUGGGCGUCAUACGGUCAUUCUUGUUCGCGAAAGAUUCGAGCUUAGGUCCGCCACAUCUAAAACCAUCUGUUAGCUUCUGUCUUUGCAUCAUUCAUCCCAUGGUGACCACAUACUUUGACUUGGCGAGGUACGGCUCCUCCCACUUUUUGAUAUGUUCCCAAGCCUUCUCAUUCACAGCAUUGUGAAUAGGCACAACGGUCUUCAUAUCUGUUUCUCUAGCAUCGUAGCCCUUUCUCUUCAUGGCGUCAAAGAACAUCUUCUCGGAUGGGUACACCCAAUUACCCGUUGUGGCGUCCGCGCCAGACUCGAUCUCAUGGUUUGCCGGGUUCGCGGAUGCGCCGUGGUCAACUGGGCAGUCGGGUGAUGAGGACGCUAUGCGAGGAAUAGUAGACACUACGCGAUUUGUGUCGAGGCCGGAUGUAGAUUGGGUCGGCGCAGCUGGUGCUGCUGCAGGGGAGGACCAGAAGUAUGAGCCGACAGUCUCGGACCACGUCUUGGGCUUCGUUUUUGUAUGGUCGACAGGGCAGCUUUGAGGGGGGUGGGCUUUCGCUUUGGCGGCUUCAGCGCCGCGGGCUUGUUCGAGCCAUGCAUCGCGGGUUUUGUGGUCGACCGGACAAGCGUCUGCGGACUUGUCGGCCAUUUUGGGAAUUGUUUUGUGUGUAUAUCGUGUGUUGAAUGGAUAACCGAGGACCCUUAUAUCAGUAUUUUGGCAAAGAAUCGGUGAUUUUUAAUGGUGUGCUGUGUUGAGGGAGAAUGCGCCAAAGAUGAAUGAAUGACCUUGGUGAUGGUCCCUGAACUUUUUUGGUACAGGUGUCGGAACCGGAGUUUUGCCGCAUGACGUACUUGAGCUGUCACUGG
Messenger RNA from [Torrubiella] hemipterigena, 2852 nucleotides. The record is from the annotation of a GenBank genome assembly. NCBI's taxonomy places the organism in Eukaryota, Fungi, Ascomycota, Sordariomycetes, Hypocreales, Clavicipitaceae.